This is a messenger RNA of Cuscuta epithymum, 1878 nucleotides long. The record is from the annotation of a GenBank genome assembly. Lineage: Eukaryota; Viridiplantae; Streptophyta; Magnoliopsida; Solanales; Convolvulaceae.
UAUUCUUUCAGGAAUGGGUGGUAGUGAUAGGGCGGUUCGAGGAAAUCCGAGAGGGCGCGGACCGGGGAUAGCCGGGCAAGCCAAUCGGGGGAUAUCAAGGUCGCGUAAAAGGCGAGGUAUGGGCAACCAAGGCCCACAAACACGAGCUGCGAUGGCUGAUCACAAUGUGACUGAAUUCGAGUCGUGGAACUCGGAGGAUGACUCAACUUAUCAGCCUGAAAGUGAGUCUGAAGAAACUUCUUUUGAAGGAAACGAUGGAGAGGAUAUGCACAGAAUUCCUCCUGAUCAGAUUAGUGAGAUGUACCGAUGGUACCAGCGGGAAAGGGAAAGGCAACGACAGAGAUCCCAGGUGGGACAUGUCAGAGACGACACCUCUCGCAGGAGGGGUCGGGGUGCUCAUAGAGUACAGGUUAAGACAAUUAGAGAUUCUGAUGGUGAAGGACCAUUCAUUAAGAUCUCAAAGUACCUCAAAGAGGCUAGGGCCUUGGGGUGCAAACCGUUUGAUGGGACGGGGGACAUAUCGGAAGCAGCCGAGUGGAUAAAAAGGUUAAAUGAUGCAGCUGAUGACAUGCAGGUGGUCCCUGAACGAAAGUUAAGGGUAGCCACUAGAUUAUUGGAGGGUUUAGCUUCUACUUGGUGGGAGGGCACCAAGGGUAAGUUUGACGGGGUUGUCACGUGGGACAACUUCGAGCAAGCAUUUUAUGAGCAGUUUUACACCUCUUUCGAAGUAAAUCGAAAGAGGAGGGAAUAUAUCGAUCUCAAACAGGGAAAUGAGUUUACGGUGAAGCAACUGGAACAAAGAUUCCGACAUCUGGCAAGGUUCUUGCCUGAGUAUGCCGCAAAUGAGAACCGAAUGGCAAACCAUUUUUGGAAUGCACUCAAUUUGGAAAUACGCGAAAGAGCGACCUACCAAUUCAACAUGACUUUUAGUCAAGUAGUGGCCCAAGGUCUUCAGGGGGAGGAGCUUUGGAAGGAAAGGCAAGAAAGGGAUGCAAAGGAAGCACAAGAAAGAGAUCAAGUGAUGAUUCACCCUCCACGACGAGAGGGAAAAUAUGAACUUCAGAGCAAGGGGGACUCUAACAAGUUAGUUCCGUUUUUCAGUGAGAGUCAAAACUUGGUAAGUCAAAGCUCAAGCACUCGGGGCACGGGGGCACCCAAAUGUGAGAAUUGUAGGCGAAGGCACUACGGGAGAUGUCGAGAGCCAUCUAGAUGUUACUUUUGUGGAGAAACAGGCCACAUCAAGGUUCUUUGUCCUCAACGUACGCGUGAAGGAACAUCAGGAGCUAGAGAAGGGGUCACGGGGGUUGAAAACCCAACUAGGGUUGCCUCAAACAUGGUACCUUCUAAAAGUCAAUGGCGAACUCGCUCGUAAAGGCCGAGAAUGGCGGAAGCCAUUUGUUAGGCCCGACCAUGGCAUAAGGUUGAAGCUAGAGCUUACUUCCUGCACCCGUUGCUCGGGAGAUCGAUGGAGAGAAGACGUGGUUCGUGCUUCCUCCGGUUCUAUUUCUAAAUAAUUAAAUAAUGCUCAUGGAACUAUUUUGACUUAUAAAUUAAUGGAGCCUGCGAGCUCUUGUUUUACCCUUGUGUGGGUUCUUAUUAAACACUUAUAUUCCGCUAUGUGUUUGAUUGUAUGUUGAUGUUGUUAUGUAUGUUUACUAAUCGGUUUUGGCAUAUGUAUCUAUCGGACGUCUUGUGCAAUUCGGUAAGGAUGAACUGCGGUUAUUCUUAUUGGAUUGUACGACGGUUGUCCACGUGGCACAGACGCGGUCUGGGGCGUGACAAAAUGUCUCUUAUAAAUAGAACCCAGCUCCAUUGUAUUCACAGGCCACUCAUUCGAAUGAUACUCUAAUUUUCACUCUAUUUUGCUUACUUGGCAUC